Molecule: messenger RNA, 2157 nt
Organism: Dothidotthia symphoricarpi CBS 119687
Lineage: Eukaryota; Fungi; Ascomycota; Dothideomycetes; Pleosporales; Dothidotthiaceae
Product: WD40 repeat-like protein
Exons: 3
Coding region: 1-2157 (718 amino acids)
Cellular component (GO): nucleus
Molecular function (GO): protein binding
Source: RefSeq, a predicted model, not a curated record
AUGCCGCCCUUCGGAAGCCACCACCAGAAUGCCUCCAACUCAGCCGCGGCGGGCAUCUAUCAGGCCGCGCAGAUGGGCUCGCUGGGCGCUCCCCACGGCAACCUGCGCGUAGCCACGUCGGGGCAGACGAGCUCAGGCACGGAUAUGCUGCUGCCCUCGAGCGGGAACGCCCCAGGCCACCAGUCGUCCCCCGGCGGGCCCUACGCAGCCCAGCCCGCGACCGCGCCGCCCGCUGCUGGAGGACUCCCCCCGCCCGGCGCACGCCAGCACUCGUACGAGCAGCCGCGACGGGGCACUGCCAUGGACCGCCCGCACGACGACCAGCAGCAGCACAUGUACAACGACUCGCCCGACCAGUACGCCGCGCCCAACAUCAACUUCCACCAGGCCACGCCCCAGGGCAGCCAGUACGCCAGCCCGCCCGCCGCCAUGCCCGGCAGUCUGCAGCCCGCCGGAGGGAACGCCCAGCAGCAGCAGCGCCCGGCGCCUUCCUCGACCUACUCGUCGCCCUCGACGGUCCCCACGCAGGCCACGCUCGCCAGCGCCCAGCAGUACACGCUGCCCACGCGCUCCAACACCAUCUCGCAGUCGCAGCCGCACUCUUCUUCGUCGCACUCGUACUCGCGCUCCAGCCCCGCCGGCAUGGCGCCCGACCAGAAGUACAUCCCCUUCUCCAACACGCCCGAGCAGCACAAGUACGCUGCCGGCACGCCUGCCCAGAAGUACUACCCCGCCACCUCCUCUGGCAACUCGUCCUACUCGCCCCUGGGCCUCGCCGACAUCAGGCCGCGCGCAAACUCGCACAUGGAGCAGGAGGGGACUGUCUACGGCCACGCCCUGGCGACGGAGCAGAACAAGACGGCCUCCAACAGCAACUACCUGGCGCCCUGGAGCAUCUACGCCUACGACUGGUGCAAGUGGAACGUCCCGGGCGGCAACAGCGCGGGCAAGAUGGCCGUGGGCAGCUACAUCGAGGACAACCACAACUUUAUACGCAUCCUGGACACGCAGAUAUCGCCGCAGGACGGCGCAGCCCCCGGCGCUUCCCCCUACAGCCUCGAGUACAACCCCAUCGCCGAAGCCACAUGCUCGUUCCCCGUCACGCGCAUACUGUGGGAGCCGCCGUCGUCGCAAAAGCAGUCGACCGACCUCCUCGCAACGUCGGGCGACCACCUGCGCCUCUGGUCCCUGCCCAGCACCCCAGCCAACACAAUGAGCAACACAAUAACGCGCUCAUCUUCCGUAAACACGCGCGAACCCCAGCUCCCCAAGCUCACCCCGCUCGCCCUCCUCUCCAACUCGAAAACCCCAGAGCACACGGCCCCCCUCACCUCCCUCGACUGGAACACAAUGUCCCCCAAGCUCAUCAUCACCUCUAGCAUAGACACGACUUGCACAAUAUGGGACAUUCCCUCGCUCACCGCAAAAACUCAGCUCAUCGCCCACGAUAAGGAGGUCUUCGACGUGCGCUUCUGCGCUGGCAGCGUCGACGUCUUCGUGAGCUGCGGCGCCGACGGCAGCGUACGAAUGUUCGACCUGCGCAGCCUAGAACACAGCACAAUCAUCUACGAGCCGUCCGACAAAACAGCCGACGGCUCCGGAAAAGGCUCCCCAACAACAGGACGCAUAUCCCCCACCAAAGCCCAACAAACAAUGUCCUACGCCCCACCCCUCCUCCGCCUCGCCGCCUCCCCCCACGACUCCCACCUCCUCGCCACCUUCGCCGCAGACUCAAACCUAAUCCGCAUCCUCGACGUCCGCCAGCCAGGCCAAGCCCUCCUCGAACUGCGCGGCCACUCCGCCGCUCUAAACGCCAUAGAAUGGAAUCCCUCGCGCCGCGGCAUGCUGGCCUCAGGCGGCGACGACUCGUUGGUCUUGAUUUGGGACUUAUUGCACGCCCAGAAUGGCGCGGUGAUAAGUCCGGAACAUGCUGCGGCCCCGCCAACGCAGGUUGUGCAGCAGCCGGCGCAGCAGCCGAAUGGGGGGGCGCAGGGGCCGCAGAAUGCGCCUGUGGGGCAGAAGGGGCCGUAUGCGAGUUGGAGGUGUGAUUAUGAGGUGGGGAAUAUUAGUUGGGCGCCGCAGAGUGCGUUGACGGGGCAGGGGGGGGAGUGGGUGGGCGUUGCGGGUGGGAGGGGGGUUUGGGGGGUCAAGUUAUGA